GUCAUUAGCUAACUGAGCUAGCAUCCGGCCAUCCUCAUCCACCUUACUCCCCUCUGUCGCGCUUUCCUUCAUGUUGUAGUUCUGUAGAAAAAGAAAGAAAGAAGAAAUGGCGCUGUUAACGCCGUUAUUCGCCUUCUUGUACCACCUGCCGCAGGUUUAUAAGUGGCUGCUGAAGCCCUAUUAUAUAGCUUCUCUGUUCAUGUCUAUAGCAUUUUUAGCCGUCCGCAAAACGCCUGGCAUCUGCGACCAUUUGGCCACACAGCGAGAGGAUGGCAACUCCUGCGACUUCGACUGGAGGGAGGUAGAGAUCCUGAUGUUCCUCAGUGCUAUUGUCAUGAUGAAGAAUCGACGAGCGAUAACGGUGGAGCAGCAUGUGGGAAACAUCAUCCUGUUCAGCAAAGUGGCCAAUGUCAUCCUGUUCUUCAGACUGGACAUCAGGAUGGGACUGCUGUACCUGACUCUCUGCAUAGUGUUUCUCAUGACCUGUAAGCCUCCUCUUUACAUGGGACCUGAAUACAUCAAGUACUUCAGCGACAAAACCAUUGAUGAAGAGCUGGAAAAAGACGGCCGUGUAACGUGGAUUGUGGAGUUUUUUGCCAACUGGUCUCCAGAGUGUCAGUCCUUCGCCUCCGUCUACGCCGACCUGUCUCUUAAGUAUAACUGUGCUGGACUUAAGUUUGGCAAAGUGGACAUUGGACGUUAUGGAGAAGUCUCCAAGAAGUACAAAGUGUCAGCGUCUCCACUGUCCAAACAGCUUCCAUCCUUAGUGCUGUUCCAGGGAGGGAAGGAGGUGAUGCGACGCCCCCAAGUGGACAAGAAGGGACGAGCAGUUUCCUGGAGCUUCACUGAGGAGAACAUCAUCCGCGAGUUCAACCUAAACGAACUCUACCAGAAAUCCAAGAAGCUCAACAAAACCAAAGGGGACAAAACCAGCCUGUCCCAGUUCCCCCCGGUCCUGGAGGAGGAGGAGCCAGAGCAGGUGGGGGAGGAGACCGAAUCCAAAAAGGACAAAUAAAAACCACCUCGGCCGCUCGGACGUCUGGAUGGACGCUCCGGAUCCGGGUCGGCUCUUCCUCAUCCUCCUCUUCAGAGUUGUGGAUCAUCGAGGCCUUUCCGGGACGCAGGUUUUUCACCUUCACGUCAGUUUUUUCUGCACCUGGACUGCUCUGACAAGGAUUAAAAAUCACCACAAAAACACCAAACCUGUUCUGUAACUGUUCUGUGGCUCGACUCUGCGGUGGCCUCCAUCCGUUUCCACCGUUCAUACAUACGAACACAGCAGCGGGAAACGAAGAGCAGCAGCUUCUGGAGGAGGAGGGUCCGGUCCAUCUGGCCUGAAAUGAGCUGUGAGGACUGAGAGCGUUUGCACAACACAUUUCUGAUGGGUGGAGCUGAGGCUGUAACGACGGUUAAUUUAGAAGAAGGUACUACUAAUGGACAAGAGAGCAGAGGACGCACUGCUACUGUCAUUCUGAUUGAAUUAAUUUAUGUAACUAAUUUAAUCCAGAGUAGAUGUAGAAAUAUUUGAUUAACUGCAAAUCUAUAGCAACACUCAACAGUUUUAACAGGACUUAAAGAUUUAUUUAAAAAAAAAGUGUGAGAUAAGGGAGCGACCGUUGCAU
Molecule: messenger RNA, 1622 nt
Organism: Sphaeramia orbicularis (orbiculate cardinalfish)
Lineage: Eukaryota; Metazoa; Chordata; Actinopteri; Kurtiformes; Apogonidae
Gene: tmx2b
Product: thioredoxin-related transmembrane protein 2b
Exons: 8
Coding region: 107-1015 (302 amino acids)
Biological process (GO): brain development
Cellular component (GO): membrane-bounded organelle
Molecular function (GO): disulfide oxidoreductase activity
Source: RefSeq, a predicted model, not a curated record